GUUUGUGUGUCCUCCUUACUUUGUGGUCUAUGAUUAAUCACAUUCACCGGGUGGUUCAUCGCGAUCCUUCAGUCAUUCCGUGUGUAUCCUGUGUAUCCUGUGUAUCGUGACGUUGGGUGUGAGAUAUCGCCAUGUCCGGGAGCGACUUAAUGUGGGCGGUCAAGAACGGCGAUCUGGACAAAGUGCGGGAAUUGGUGGAAGUCAAGCAUUUGGAUGUGAAUGAGUCGAUCGAUGGGCGUUGCCCGAUUCAUUUCGCGUCGGAUUACGGCCAAUUGGAGGUGUUGCAGUAUUUGGUGUCCCGCGGGGCUCAACUCGACAUUCGGGACAAGCACGGUAUCGCCCCCAUUUUGGCCGCCAUUUGGGAAGGACACGCCCCCUGUGUCAAGUUUUUGCUCGAAAAGGGUUGCUCUAAGAACGGAUCAACACCGGACGGUCAAUCAUACUUGGAAGCCGCCGAGUCUUCCGAGAUAAAAUCCAUGCUGAAAUGAGACCCGUCUCAACCCCCGUUCCCCACAUACACAUAAAACACAUUUAAAAUGUGAUGUCUUGUCCUUCCCCCUGCGACUGGUCACAAUCGUCAUCUUAUUGUUCAGUUUUUUUCCUUUUGUUAAUCUUCACGAAAGUAGACCAACACGUAUAUCAGUAAAUGAAUGUGAUAAAAUUGGCGGGAAAUGAGAUGACGAAUUGAUGCGGCCACGAGUUUCGCGCGCAGAGUUCGGAUAUGCUUAUAUGUAACACUCUCGUUUUUGUACCCACUUCGGAAUAAUAAGAAUGAAACAACAA
Molecule: messenger RNA, 783 nt
Organism: Tigriopus californicus
Lineage: Eukaryota; Metazoa; Arthropoda; Copepoda; Harpacticoida; Harpacticidae
Product: myotrophin-like
Exons: 3
Coding region: 132-488 (118 amino acids)
Biological process (GO): regulation of barbed-end actin filament capping
Cellular component (GO): nucleus; cytoplasm
Molecular function (GO): protein binding
Source: RefSeq, a predicted model, not a curated record